Molecule: messenger RNA, 1381 nt
Organism: Otolemur garnettii (small-eared galago)
Lineage: Eukaryota; Metazoa; Chordata; Mammalia; Primates; Galagidae
Gene: CAMLG
Product: calcium modulating ligand
Exons: 3
Coding region: 126-947 (273 amino acids)
Biological process (GO): tail-anchored membrane protein insertion into ER membrane
Cellular component (GO): GET complex
Source: RefSeq, a predicted model, not a curated record
GCGCUCGGGGGCGGGUCUACCGUGGGAGGGGGACGCGCGCCCUGCGGCCCUGCCUUAAGGCGACGCGCUGCAGCUGCAGCUGCUGCCGCAGCCACCGUCACCAUUCCCAAAUUCUGGAGGGGAGGAUGGAGUCGAUGACGGUCGCUACCGACAGUGGAGACAGGUCGGGGGUCCCAGCAGGCUCAGGCCUGUCAGCUUCCCAGCGUCGAGCCGAACUGCGGCGGAGAAAGCUGCUCAUGAACUCGGAACAGCGCAUCAACCGGAUCAUGGGCUUUCACAGGCCUGCGGGCGCGGAAGAAGAAAGUCAAACAAAAUCAAAGCAACAGGACAGUGAUAAACUGAACUCCCUCAGCAUUCCUUCAGUCUCAAAGCGAGUAGUGCUGGGUGAUUCUGUCAGUACUGGAACAACUGAGCAGCAGGGUGGUGUGGCUGAGGUAAAGGGGACCCAACUGGGAGACAAACUGGACUCUUUGAUUAAAUCAUCUGAGUGCAGUAAUGACGUCAACCUUGAGCUCCGGCAGCGGAACAGAGGGGACCUGACAACAGACACUGUCCAGAGAAGUUCUCGCCAUGGUCUAGAACAGUACCUUUCCAGAUUUGAAGAAGCAAUGAAACUAAGGAAACAGCUGAUUAGUGAAAAACCCAGUCAAGAGGAUGGAAGUUCAACAGAAGAGUUUGAUUCCUUUCGAAUAUUUAGAUUGGUGGGAUGUGCUCUUCUUGCUCUUGGAGUCAGAGCUUUUGUUUGCAAAUACUUGGGUGAAAAGAAAGUAAAGACUACAGUACUAACAGCUGCACUUCUGUUAUCUGGAAUUCCUGCUGAAGUAAUAAAUCGAUCAAUGGAUACCUAUAGCAAAAUGGGUGAAGUCUUCACGGAUCUCUGUGUCUACUUUUUCACUUUUAUUUUUUGUCAUGAACUGCUUAAUUAUUGGGGCUCUGAAGUACCAUGAAGUCUGCACAACUCAGAAACAGCAGCUUACAAAAAAAAUUCUUUUCUAUAUUGCAGUGUCUCUAAAGGAGGCAAAUUGGUUUACAUCUUUUAUAAUACUUUUCAUUUAUAGGGCUUGUAAAACUCCUUUAUUAGGAAUGGAAUGGCAGAUUCCCUGAUUUGAAAGGAUUGAGUUUGUAUUAGUACUGAUAUGAAGAAUAGAGUACCAGUGUCAUUCAUUUUGAUUUGCUUGUUUGAUUAGAAUCCCUAUUCUAUACCUUUCUCCUCACUUCUUAAAUUUGUAAUUCCUCAUUUAAGGGCUGAGCUAGUACUUAAGAGAGCAGAUAAACAUAGUCUCAGCCAGCCCUAAGGACUGCUGCUUGUAUAUGUGUCACUCUGUCCUGAAAAAUGAAGUCAUCUUAAAAAUAAAAUGAAAGAAACUGAAUUGUGUAACGU